This is a messenger RNA of Anisakis simplex (herring worm), 573 nucleotides long. NCBI's taxonomy places the organism in Eukaryota, Metazoa, Nematoda, Chromadorea, Rhabditida, Anisakidae. The record is from the annotation of a GenBank genome assembly.
AUGAACGAGUCUAUUGAUCGUGCACACCAGAACUCGCACGAUUGGUCGUCUUUCUAUCGAAGUCACAGAGCCUACUCGACAGGACUGAGUGAACUUCAUGGAGAUAUUUUGAGCGUUUUCGAGAAAGAACGAUUCCGACGUGUAUCGCGAACCUGGAAUGAUGUAUUCUCAAGAAAUAUGCCAAGUAUUCGGAUUUAUAAUAUAUCACUAUUCGAUGAAUUCAUCGACAUCACGUUCAAAAGGACGGACAAAGGGGAAUUUCGUUUCUAUUUCGACGAAGACUCACUUCGUGACGGUAACACGAAUCACUUUCCCUUCGAAUGCCUCAAAUCAUUUGCUCGUCAUAUUGCCGUUGUGGACAUGUUAAUGGUUGGACUGGAUUCGAAAUUCGAUGCAUUAUCUCGGCUGGAUACCAUUCUGCAAUUGUUCGCAGGAUUGAAAGGCAAAAAACAACGUUCAGUUAACGAACUCGCAAUAUGGCUUGUUCAAGAUAUCGAAAAAUCAAAGUCACAACUCUCCAUUAUAUCAGUUUUCGCCGAUUCAUGCACCAAAAUCACGGUAUUGUCCGCUUGA